UUUGGUAGAAAAAAAAGAGAGAACAAAAUGAUGAAAAGAAAAUGAAGAUCCAAAAGAAUGAUCCAUCAUCACUUUCUCUUGUUUGUUUCACUUGACCAAGCUUCAAUCAAAAAACAAAGAAAGAACAAAUAAUAAUCAAUCCACCAAUCACAAUCUCUUCUCCUCAUUACUACUCCAAACACUACCACCAUCAUCAUCACCAAAUCAAAAUGGGAAGUUUAUUAUACCAAGCAUUAUCAUCCUCUGCACUCCUCUCCUUAGGUCUCUACCACUUCAUUCUCACAACCCUAAACUACCUCAAAUCUCCCCACACCUACACAUCCAAACCCUACCACCCUCUCCCCUCCUCCAACCACCCCCGUCUCCGCCCAAUCCAGCUCUACUUCAUCAUCUUCUCUCUCUCCAUCGCCAUCAUCCACCACCUCAUCCUCGCCACCGAUUCCGAUCCCUUAAUCAAAGGCGCCACCCCCGUCCACCGCCUCACUUCUCUCCAAUCCGCCUCCCUCCUUUUCCUCUUCCUAAUCCUCUCCAUCUCCCUCCUCCUCCCUCUCCCCCUCUCCCCCGAUUUCUCCUUCUCUCUCCUCUCUCUACUCUUCCUCCUCCACUCCUCCCUCCAAACCUCCCUCUCCUCCCUCCAAAACUCCGCCCUCGAAGCCAAAUGCGACUCCGUCUCCUCCAAUCUCUCCGCUCUCUCCUCCUUCCUCUGUCUCCUCCUCGCUUGUUUCCCUCGUCUCUACCCCGCUGACGCCGCACUCGCCGCAUCCAUCUGUCUCCGAGGACUAUGGGCUCUUCAGACCGGACUCUCUCUAUACGCCGAAGCGUUUAUCCCGGAAGGCUGUCAUCGUCUCCUCGACGUCGUUAACGGCGUCGAAGGAUCGACGCAGUGUGAUCUCGAUGAGUCUAAGUUUCGCGCGCUGGCGAUUCUUGAUCUGGCUUUUGUUGUUCAUGUAAUGCUGGUUAUGAUCAUUGUUUUGGUUGCUUAUGCUGCUGUUGCCACUACUGUUGGGACUGUUAGAAGGGUUGGAUCCUAUGAGGCAUUGCCUACUGCUACGACUUCGCCUACGGAUUCAAAUCAUAUUCAGAUGAAAGCUUUGGCUGGAACACAGGCUUGAAUCUUUAUCUUUCUCUUUGCUCUUAUUAGGAUUUUAUUUUUAAACUUCAUUUUUUUGAGUUUUAUUUGGUUUUCGCUAUUGUAGUAGGGUAUAAUCUGGGAUUGUGAGCAGAGUUACUUACAAUGUGUUGUUAAUUGUUAUCAUCAGAAAUGUAGGGACUUUGUGAAUAUACAUCGAAUGCUUAUUUAAUGAUAAUGAAUGAGAUCACGGUCUAGUUGCUGGCUA
Vicia villosa (hairy vetch) is the source of this 1337-nucleotide messenger RNA. RefSeq lists its product as uncharacterized. The transcript has a single exon. Lineage: Eukaryota; Viridiplantae; Streptophyta; Magnoliopsida; Fabales; Fabaceae. The record is from RefSeq and is a predicted model, not a curated record. The coding region runs from base 210 to 1112 and encodes 300 amino acids.